AUGGCCCAAGAAGCACCCCGGGUUCGAGCACUGUCUCUGCUUGAGAGCCUUCCGGUGGAGAUACAACAGAAGAUCUUCCUGCAUUGCCUCGAGAUCAAUCUCCCCAGAAGCUCCAUCCAUCUGGCCCGGGCUCUAUCCAGCCCCAUCCUCUACACCUGGCUUAUCCGCCUUGCCUUCAGCAGCUCGAACGAGAGCUCCAAGAACGGCAUCUUCACCCCGGAUUUCCUCCCUCCCCCGCUUGACUUCUUUGCGCUCUCCGUUGAAGAGCGACGGGAGCUCCAACGCACCAUCCUCAAUUGCCGCUGGUGCACCCUGGAGCUGAUGCGCAAGUGUCAACGAGAAUACAUUGAACAUGUCAUCCGCUCUCAGUGUCGAGACAUGGUGUUCAGCCCCGAAGACGAACACGUCAUCCGUAACAUCGCUGAUCACUUCGACGACCUCACCCGCUACGACCAGGGCCACCGCGGCCAGAUGGGGAAGGGUGAUCUGAUCAUCCGAGCCAGACACCGCGAUACAAGCGCGGAGUAUCGAGUCGCGAUGUGGUUCCAUUUCGGCGCCUUCCAGAUCCGCGCACCUGGUCCGAUCCACACUGAUCUUGACAUCUUCCGACUCCCGUCUUGUGCGGGUAGAUCGCCCUCGCGCAUGCCGGACAAGCUGCUCUGCCACCCGUGGACGGACGAAAAGGUCGAGCUCCUGAGAUUGCUGGUCACAGAGGUCUACGUCGAUGACGACGAGAAGCAUGAGCGCUCUGGGCGGGUGCUCCGCCAGCUCAUCCGAAGCCGUGACUACGGCACGUUUGAGAUCCUGGUGGAACUGUUCAUCCGGGUGCGGGUGUACCGGUAUCCCAUCCGCUGGCCUGUGCUUCCGAUGCACUUCAAGGCCGCUUUGAAGUAUGCGAAUCCGGCAGAUGAUCCCUUCCUGGCGUUUCUGGUGCAGAAGCGCUGGGACGACAUACCCUGGCAUGAGACGAAACUGAAAGAGGAACUGAUGGCGAGAACUCCUCAGAUAUCGAUUCCAAGACUCUACGAAUGA
Molecule: messenger RNA, 1032 nt
Organism: Aspergillus clavatus NRRL 1
Lineage: Eukaryota; Fungi; Ascomycota; Eurotiomycetes; Eurotiales; Aspergillaceae
Exons: 1
Coding region: 1-1032 (343 amino acids)
Source: RefSeq, a predicted model, not a curated record